ACUGUCCAGUAGGACGAUACGGAGACGACUGCUCCGGUCUGUGUCCUGUCAACUGUGGAGGCAGCGGGUGUAACAUUUCCGGCUUCUGUUACGAGUGCGAAGAUGGCUUUUUCGGAGAGCAAUGCGACAAGAACUGCUCGUCAACAUGUGCCAACAGCCGUUGUGACAUGAUCACGGGGAAGUGUUUCUCCUGCUUAGGAAAUCUCACAGGGGACUUUUGUACAAGUGGGUCGUUGACCAAGCAACAUGGAAUAUGA
Candidula unifasciata is the source of this 257-nucleotide messenger RNA. Lineage: Eukaryota; Metazoa; Mollusca; Gastropoda; Stylommatophora; Geomitridae. The record is from the annotation of a GenBank genome assembly.